This is a messenger RNA of Peniophora sp. CBMAI 1063, 588 nucleotides long. The record is from the annotation of a GenBank genome assembly. Lineage: Eukaryota; Fungi; Basidiomycota; Agaricomycetes; Russulales; Peniophoraceae.
AUGGCCCCUCCUCCGCGAUUCCUCCGCCUCGGUGCUCGCGCUACAACCCCAGAGCCCGCCGCUCCGCUACCCAUCGCCGCAAGCCAUCCAGCCACGAACGAUACUCUUCGCACACUGCCACUGCGCAUGAAUCCAUCCUACCGCAACUCUCCAUCACCAUCCGACAGUGACGGCGCAUCGACUUCGGGGUCUGACAACUCGGCCAGCGAAGGCUCGUCGACGUCCACGAUCGUAGACGUCGUCGAGACGCUCAGCUCGGCCAAACUCAUCAAGACCCAGGAAGACGACGCUCAGACCGCCCCCGCAACCACAAUCCAAGCACCCGCCAUCGCCAUCAAGCGCCCGCACACCUGCUUCUGCGGCACAAACCUCGCCCGCCCGCUCGAGUUCGCCGACGCGCGCAAGCACCUAGAUGACGUCCACGGGCUCAAGUCCACGCGCACGGGAAGGAAGGCCAUGAUGGCGUGCCCUUGGCCCGGAUGUGUCAAGACGUACACCGUGUGUAGUGCACCGCGGCAUCUGCUCGAUCAGCAUGUUGAUCCUGCGGGGAAAGGCGCGAGGCGACGAGGUGGUCAGAGAGGACGUUGA